Molecule: messenger RNA, 5892 nt
Organism: Plectropomus leopardus (leopard coralgrouper)
Lineage: Eukaryota; Metazoa; Chordata; Actinopteri; Perciformes; Serranidae
Gene: trim62.1
Product: tripartite motif containing 62, tandem duplicate 1
Molecular function (GO): zinc ion binding; protein binding
Source: RefSeq, a predicted model, not a curated record
CUUCCUGAAAGACACUUGCACUGGAGCCGCGGAUGUCGCUGCAAAAAGCUGAAACAGUAAAGGCAAAAUCCUGAGAUUCCUGAAGAUCCUGUCAACUCCCACAUGGCAGUAAGCCACUCCCUUGAAGAUUAAACCAAGUACACUCAGCUCCAAAGCGUUGCCCUCGUAGAUGCCGCUCAGUCUCCGUCGUUGCAAAUGGCUUGCUGCUUGAAGGACGAGCUCCUCUGUUCCAUCUGCCUCAGCAUCUAUCAGGACCCCGUCAGCUUCGGCUGCGAGCACUACUUCUGCAGGAAGUGCAUCACCGAGCACUGGAGCAGGCAGGAGCAUCACGGAGCGCGGGAUUGCCCGGAGUGCCGGAGGACCUUCACUGACCCCCUCCUCUCACCGAGUCUCAAGUUGUCCAACAUUGUGGAGCGCUACUCGGCCUUCCCGCUGGACGCCAUCCUCAACGCUCAGAGGAGCUCCUACCCCUGCAAGGACCACGAGAAGGUCAAGCUCUUCUGCCUCACCGACAAAAGUCUGGUGUGCUUCUUCUGCGACGAGCCGGCCCUACACGAGCAGCACCAAGUAACCACUAUUGACGAGGCCUACGAGGAGAUACAGAGGGAGAUGAAGGAGCAGCUGGCCACCCUGCAGGACAGUGAGAAGGGACACACAGAGGCCCUACAGCUCCUGCAAAGACAACUUACUGAGACCAAGUCCUCAGCCAAGAGUCUCCGUGCAACCAUCGGCGACGCAUUUGAGCGACUUCACCGUUUCCUGCGCGAGCGUCAAAAGAGCAUGCUGGAAGAGCUGGAGAUGGACACGGCCCGCAAGCUGGCCGACAUCGAGCACAAGAUCCAGCGUUACAGCCAGCAGCUGCGUGAUGUCAAGGAGGGCAUCCAGAUCCUGCAGGAGCGCCUCAACGAGACGGGACGACACGACUUUCUGGAGGGAGUAGCUGUCACAUCUGAGAGGAUUAAAGGGAAGAUACAUGAGACCAAUCUGACGUAUGAAGAUUUCCCGACAUCCAAGUACAUGGGGCCAUUACAGUACACAAUAUGGAAGUCGCUAUUCCAGGAUAUCUCACCAGUGCCGGCAGCUUUGACCCUCGACCCCAUCACAGCCCACCAAAGACUGAUCCUCUCAGACGACUGCACAAUUGUAGCCUACGGGAAUCUUCAUCCGCAGCCCCUUCAGGACUCCCCGCGGCGCUUUGACGUGGAGGUGUCUGUUCUGGGCGCGGAGGGCUUCAUGUCAGGCGUCCACUACUGGGAGGUGAUGGUGUCGGAGAAGACCCAGUGGAUGAUCGGUGUGGCACACGAGACAGUCAGCCGCAAGGGCAGCAUCCAGAUCCAGCCCAGCCGUGGCUUCUACUGCAUCGUUAUGCACGACGGCAACCAGUACAGCGCCUGCACCGAGCCGUGGACCCGCCUCAACGUAAAGAGCAAGCUGGAGAAAGUGGGGGUGUACCUGGACUACCACAAAGGUCUGCUCAUCUUCUACAAUGCAGACGACAUGUCCUGGCUCUACACCUACCGGGAGAAAUUCCCCGCCAAGGUCUUUCCUUACUUCAGCCCGGGCCAGAGCCACGCCAACGGCAAGAACGUGCAGCCGUUGCGAAUCAACACUGUACGCCUUUAAGAGCUGCACACAUCUGUGUUCGCGAUUGUCCUGACAGACACAGGUCUUGCGUAGGUUUAAAAAAAUGUUCAAGAAAUCAAUUUAAAACAGUGUUUAAUAGGGUGUUUGAAAUGUUUAUUUCAGUUACAGUUCAGUUUAAAGUUGUGCUUGAUGUUGCUCUUCAAACCUGCGCUGUUAUUUUUGUGUGACUUGAAACGACUGUACGAUAAUGGCCUGCACUUGAGCCUCAUUCCACAUCCCAAAUUGAAAUGAUGACACUAAAUGGAGACAGAGGGACCCCCGGGCUCCUCUGGGGUCUGUUGGCAGUGAUGUAAAAAAAAAAAAAAAGUGAUUCCCGGGCCCACCUUGCACACUCCCAAGGGGCAACGUCGUUGUCUUUAUCAAGCUACAGGCUUGUCAGACUUGAUAUCUCCUCUCUGUCCAGGCAAGAGGACACUGAAGACUGGUCACUUGUCGUCUCUGUGCUGUACAGUUGGCUUAGCUUUGUGUGUGGAAUGUGAUCGACAGCACUCGGCUCUUUUUUUUCGGCUUUUGUUUGGCCCGCAGUCCACCUUGAACUUGUCAAGUCUGUUUGCACUUUUAACUUCUGUCUGAGACCAUGGUCUCGGUUCCUCCUGCAGCUCACAUCGGCCCUGUUUGCACCUCAUAAUUACAUCUGUCCUUUGUGAUCGGAUCACAAGUGGACAGCUCUAAGUGCACGUGUGAAUGCACCACACGCAUCCCCAGCAUGUCUUCAGAUCUGAUCGCUCACGCUGCAUUCUGGGGCAGUCUGGGCCAAAUGUGGCCGCCUACUCAGCUGACGUCCUUGCUUAUCGUGUACCUCAAAACUGUCUGUCAGUGCAGUUACACAGAUAAAGAGCUGAAGAGUCAUCUUCAGAGUCACUCUUUCCUGUUUUAUACUGUCCAUACUCUUCACCCAGCAAAGGGUCAGUUCAUCAUCUGUGCAGUGAGCACAAGCUUACAGCAGCAGCAGAUGUUACUGAAACAGCUCGACUCUUGAACCUGAUAAUAAUAGAUAGCUAGCAUUAGUCCCGUAAUGCUAAUAGUUAGCCCUGUCGCUAGGGCUGGGUAUCAGUAAUCAAUACGUUUAAGAUAUCAUCGGAAACAAAAAAACUUGGUACAAAGUGGUAUUAAAACAUCUCCAGUCAAAUGAUCGAUCCUUAAACAGCUUUUCGCAGGUGAAGAGCUCACUCAGCUGCAGCUUCAAUUUCUUUGGUCACCACACAUCAAAACCUAAAUUCAACAAUAUAUCAAUGUCUAACAACACUGGUGGCCAGCUGGGUAGUUUUAAAAGGAUAAAAUAAAGAGAUGUUGGGUCAGUUGAUCAGGUGCCAUAAAGUGAAUGUUGUUUCUCUCUUUCUCUCUCUCUCAAAUUCAAAUCCAAAGUUGCUUUGCAAAACAUAGUAUUGCCAAGUAUUACAUGUUUCACAAAUAUAAACAUUUUAACAUUACAUAAUGCUAUAUCAGUGAACUAUAAACAGUAGUAUAUUCUCUCUCUCUCUCCUGAUUGAAGCUAAUAACAGCCCAAGCUAUUACUGAAAAUUUUAUGUUUUUUGGGGAGUUUUUCCUUUGUCGAUGUGAGGGUCUAAGGACAGAGGGAUGUUGUCUGCUGUAAGGCCCUCUGACGCAAACUGUGAUUUGUGAUAAAGGGCUUCGUAAAUAAAAAUUGGCUUGAUUUGACUUGACCCCCUCUAACGAAUGAAGAACUCCAUUGAUAUCAGUAUCGCUUCAAAAGCAUUGGUAUCGUAGUUUUCUAAAUAUUACCUGGCAGGCUCUUCACGACUGUCCCCAGCAUGGAGCUCCCAGCACUCCCGCAGAUGUUGUCUUCUAGUUGCGCUCGUCUCAUUAUCAUUACAGAGAGAGAGAAAGAAAGAGAGACUUGCUAUUAACAAGAUCUACUCAUUUUAAAAGGUAAAUGCUGAAUGUGUGCACAGGGUUUCCCACACAUUCAUUGAUUUGUGGCACACUGGAACAAUGUACGCAUCCGCCACCACAUACCGAUAUAUAUUGUCCAGUGUCUCUCUCUCUCUUUCUCUCUCUCAAAUUCAAAUUCAAAUCAGCAUGGCAUGAAUGUUUGUCACAUUGUUGCCAAAGCAUAACAGAUUAUUUAAUUAUUACACACAUUACAGUAAUAUAUUUUAUUUUAUUUAUUUUCUCUCUCUCUCUCUCUCUCUCUUGCUGAAAGAGACAACUUUCUGGUGGAGCAGAAGACCACCAAGAGCAGUAAGAAUGAGACUUCACUUUUGAUGAUUUACAUAUUUUUUGUAUUGUCCAUCCUUUUUUCCAUCAUACUUUAGAUAAAAGCUGCUGCAUUCCCAUCAGAAACAUGCACACCGCAGGUCAGCGCAGGGUCUGACCUGUUUAACAGCAAGCAGAGCAAAGUUGGCUUUCACUCACCUCCGCAGCUGCUGCUCCUCUAAUCCAUUGAUCUAAUGUAACCAGCUUGAACAAUCCUACCAAAAGUUGAUUGUAAUGAAGACUUGAGUGUGAUUAUUAAAUAAUCUGUUCCUCAAUUAUCCACUCUGAGAUGCAAACUCAACAAACUGCUGCUGAAGUGAAACAAAAGAAAAGCUUUUUCUUGCACUGUGCUUACAGUCUUUGCUGAGCCCAAAUACCUAAAAUCUUUUUUUGGGGGGAAACAUCGGUUCUUAUAGCACAAUUAAUCUCCCGCUAUGUUAAAAACAACAAAGUAUUAUCAGAAGUGAUCACCCGAGACAUGUGUGGAGAUGCAUCCUAAUGCGAGGCGUGCACAGACAGCUGUCAGCUUGUGAUCGGUUCACCCAAGACGCUUGAUAAUACCAGGUGCAAACAGGCUCAUCCAUGUGUGUCUGCUCAGUCUUUAUCAUUGUUAGGAAAGCUUGUUCUGUGUGUGCCAGUGAUUAUCCACAUCACCUAAAACAAACUACAGGAAUCAAAAAGUAAUUCAUACGCUGCCGUCCGUAUCCACUGCCCAGUCCUACCCACAGUGUGGUGAUAAAGUCUGUCCGGAGGCGGAAGUUGUCCAGAAAUAUGCUGCUACUGAUGGAGUAAGGACUUGCAUGUUUGUAUAUAAAUUAUCACUGGUUAAAAGAAAUAAGUCGCUCAUUGUGCCGUUGGCUCGUGUUGAGGUUUCCACUCCAAAAUCACAAUCAGCAUACAUUAUACAUGUACCAGUGGGUGUUUUUUGUCCACUACAGUGUUGAAUUUGAGCACAUUUCUGCCCUCAGUCAUGUUUGAUCAUUUUAUCUUCAAAUCAAAAGAAUAUUAAAUCGUGCUGUUUGAGUAAAAGCUCCUCAGAUGAGAAAAUCUAAAAGGUUAAAGAUGAAUCAUUGCUCAAAAAGACACCAAGAAUUUGCUUUUAUUUGAAGUCGUAUCAUUUAUGUCCAUGAGGCCUAGCUGGAAAAUGGCAGUUAUCAAGGAAAAUGGUGAAUGGCGCUAAUUGUGCUAUUCCUAGGACUGGCAUUCUCAAGGCGGUUACAUCAUGACAAAAUCAUUGAUAAUUCCCCUGAGGCUCACCCAUGUUUAUUUCUUUGCCCCGCGUGCCUCAAGUGCUCUUGUUAAUCAUCAGUUGUACACAAGUCCUGCAGGAUCCGCUCUAAGAGGCUCUGGUCACUCAGCCAAGUCCAGCAUACUGAGAGAUGCGUCUGUGGGUGGGUGGGCAUGUGCUCGAGUGUGUUUGCGCGGCCUGGUUCAGCUAUAAUUUUAAAUCCAGCUUUGGUUGUGCUUGAUAAAGCCCAUCUGGCCCUCUGAGCACACCCAUGCAGCAGCCAGAAGUGAUUAUCGGGUAGAACUUUGGUAUAUCUACAGCAGCAAAACAACAAAAAAAAAACUUCCUUUGUCACUGUACAUCUUUGCAUUUGUGUGUGUGUGUGCGUGCGUGUGUGUGUAUAUGUGUGUGUGUGUUGUCUGUGUUGUCCAUGUAAAAGAAAAUUGGGGCAGUGCCCUUGUUUUUGUAGGAUGUUAUUCCGGUAUGUGCAGUAUGAUGCAAACUGGGGUCAAAUGGUGAGCAUCUGCAGAUUAUUUUUGGAAUUUGUUUUAACUCGUGCAGAUCCGCAGGAGCCUGUUUCAUGGAGAAACAAGGAGAGGAGACCUUUGUAGCUGAAUAAAACUAAAGACAAUCAGGAUAACACUCAUUUUACUUCUCUCUGAUGGAGACUGUAUUUAUUGUCCUUGAGGAGUAAACACCAACAAACGCUUAUAUUUAACCCCAGUUUGCUGUGCUGCUGACUUCAGUGGAGUCUGCUUCAUUACAGACUUUCAGUACGAAUAUUAAGAAGGAGAUUAUUGUAA